AUGGACAAUAACAACACUUCACAGGACAACUUUCCAACCAACAGCAUUUCAUUUCCAGAGAGCAUCCCUUUAGGCAUCCCUUUAGAUAUAUUUCUGGGCGAGUCAAUAGACAGACCUCAAGACAUCAGCCUCCCAAGCUCUGAUAUUUACACCAGCAUAUUUACCUCAGGCUCCCAUAAUCUCACCAACAGCACCUUCAGCUACCACGAUGACACUGAAGCUGUAUUCAUCACAGAUGUGGUGAUGUACAUCAUCAUUUGCAUCGGCCUUCCUUUGACCUUCGUCGCCAUCUACUCUCUCUACUCUCUGGUACAAAAUGAUCACGUUGCUCCCAUCUACGUCAUCAACCUUCUGAUCUCUGACAUCAUCCAGCUCUGCUGCAUGAUCUGUGAGGUGGCACAACCUAAGAACACGAUAAUAUACAUUGUCAACAAAUGUAUUUGCAGCUACAGUCUAAUGACCAGUGUUUGCUUCAUGGUGUGCAUCGCCCUGGAAAGGUAUUUGCUGAUCGUCUUCCCACUGUGGUACCGCUGCAGACGAACCAUCAAGUCCACUGUGAUGAUCUGUGUCGUGGCCUGGGCCCUUCCUGCUCUCUACCUUUUCACUAUAUUUUUUGGUGGUAAUUUCAAUGUACCACAAAUCAUCGCCGUUGUCUUUCUGUUCCUUCCCUUCCCACUGCUCAUAUUCUUCUGCUGUGCGACUCUCAAAGUCCUGUCUGCCUCCGUCUCGAUCCUGCCUGAGGAAAAACGACGAAUUGUAGGAACUUUGGUCCUGAUGCUGCUAAUUUACAUGCUGCUUUUCUUUCCCAACAUCAUUUUGAUAAUGGUAGUGAGAUACACAAAAGACCAAUCACAAACUAAUACUCUCUUCUACCUGUCUACUGUGUUUCUUAAUUUGAAUCCUCUUGCAGACUUGGUUCUGUAUAUUUUCAUGAAGAAAGGGGCCCUAGACAAGAUUUUGGCCUCCUUACGUUGUUGCAGAAAGGAAGUGAAAGAUAUUUCUAUUAUUUUAGACAUGUAUUUUACCUAA
Messenger RNA from Sander lucioperca (pikeperch), 1029 nucleotides. RefSeq names its product mas-related G-protein coupled receptor member A4-like. Gene Ontology annotation, molecular function: G protein-coupled receptor activity. Lineage: Eukaryota; Metazoa; Chordata; Actinopteri; Perciformes; Percidae. The coding region runs from base 1 to 1029 and encodes 342 amino acids. The record is from RefSeq and is a predicted model, not a curated record. Gene Ontology annotation, cellular component: membrane. Gene Ontology annotation, biological process: phospholipase C-activating G protein-coupled receptor signaling pathway; positive regulation of Rho protein signal transduction. The transcript is spliced from 3 exons.